UAGUGGUGAAGCCUAUGUCCUAGCGUCCUCAUUGAGUCAAUAAUACUCAUGUCAUACUCUUACAUGAAUCCCUUGUUCUUGCUGCUGAUUCUACACCUGUUCUUCCUUCACCUAAACCUCUCAGCCUUUGGAAUUGGCAGAGACCAAUUUGUCUACUCAGGUUUCACCAGUGCGAACCUCACCCUUGAUGGUGCAGCUACCAUCACACCAAAUGGCCUACUUGAACUCACUAAUGGCACUGCUCGUCUCAAAGGCCAUGCCUUCCACCCGACCCCAAUCCACGUCAGCAAAGAACCCCACGGCACAGUACAGUCAUUUGCUCUCUCCUUCAUCUUUGCCAUCUACUGUGUCCAGCCCGACAUCUGUGGUCAUGGCAUCGCCUUCCUUCUUGCCGCACACAAGAACUUCUCGAACACAAUGCCGAUGCAGUACAUGGGACUCAUCAAUGAACACAGCAACGGAAAUGUGACCAACCACUUCUUUGCUGUUGAGCUCGACACCAACUGUAAUGAUGAAUUCAAGGACAUAGACAACAACCAUGUUGGCAUCGACAUCAACGGGCUCAAUUCUGCGAAUUCCAGCAGUGCUGGGUACUACGACAACAGAAAUGGUAACUUCCACAACUUGACACUAGCAAGCUACAAAGUGAUGCAGGUGUGGGUGGAAUAUGAUGAGGAUAACACACAGAUCAAUGUGACCUUGUCUCCCUUAAACGUGGCCAAACCAUUCAAACUGCUGCUCUCUACCACCUACAACCUAUCAAGAGUGCUCGGAGACAAGGCAUAUGUCGGUUUCUCAUCAUCGACAGGUUCAUUCAUUUCACGGCAAUAUGUUCUUGGUUGGAGUUUUGGCAUGAACAGGCCUACUCUUCCCAUUGAUAUCACCAAGCUACCAAAGCUACCCCAUGAAGGCCCCAAUCCUCAAUCCAAGGUUUUGGAGAUCAUACUUCCAAUAACUACUGCAGCAUUUGUUAUUAUUGUAGGCACCAUUGUCAUUCUUCUGGUUAGAAGGCGGCUAAUGUAUGCUGAAAUACGAGAAGAUUGGGAGGUUGAGUUUGGACCAAACAGAUUUUCAUAUAAGGACUUGUUUUAUGCUACUGAAGGAUUUAAGAACAAGAAUCUACUGGGCAUUGGAGGAUUUGGAAGGGUAUACAAGGGAGUUCUUCCAAAAUCUAAGGUGAUGGUUGCUGUGAAGAAAAUCUCCCAUAAUUCUAAGCAGGGCAUGAAAGAAUUUGUUGCCGAGGUUGUAAGCAUUGGCCACCUCCAACACCGUAAUCUUGUGCAGUUACAUGGCUAUUGCCGCCGAAAAGGUGAACUUAUUUUAGUGUACGAAUACAUGCCAGGUGGAAGUCUUGACAGGUACUUGUAUGAUCAAGAGAACAAGCCUACUUUGAAUUGGGAUCAAAGAAUGCGAAUAAUCAAAGGAAUAGCAUCUGGCUUGCUUUACCUCCAUGAGGAAUGGGAGAAGGUAGUACUCCAUCGGGACAUCAAGCCAAGCAAUGUGCUCCUUGAUGGUGAAAUGAAUGCACAUCUAGGUGAUUUUGGUCUAGCCAGGCUAUACGACCAUGGUGCCGAACCUCAGACCACACAUAUUGUUGGUACCAUUGGUUACCUAGCUCCAGAGCUAGGACGAACUAAAAAGGCAACUCCACUUACCGAUGUAUUUUCCUUUGGUAUGUUUGUUCUUGAAAUUACUUGCGGGAGAAAACCCAUUGAGCAAACUGGCCAAGAUAGGCAACUGCUAUUGGUCGAUUGGGUACUUGACUGUUGGCACAAAGGAUUAGUCACAGAUGCAGUAGAUGUCAAGCUCCAAGGUGCCUACAAUGUUGAUGAGGCAUGCCUAAUACUAAAGAUGGGAUUGCUGUGCUCACACCCAUUUAUCAAUCUAAGGCCAAGCAUGAGGGAAGUCAUGCAGUAUCUCAACGGCAACGUUCCACUACCGGAUAAGUUAACGCCAGCUGAUAUGAGCUUUAGCAUGCUGUCUUUCAUGCAGAACAGAUGUUUCAACCCAGCGACCUUGACAAACUCAUUCUCAACGACAAAUAACAGUAUGACAUCUGACCUCACAGGAGGUAGAUGAAAUGCAUGUACUCUAAAAAUUAUCUUGCUGUCUUUAUCAUAAGAAAAUGUGAUUUGGUUGAACCAUUGAUAUAUUCAGAUUGUAAAAUUAAGAGCACUAUA
Panicum virgatum (switchgrass) is the source of this 2180-nucleotide messenger RNA. RefSeq names its product L-type lectin-domain containing receptor kinase SIT2-like. Gene Ontology annotation, molecular function: protein kinase activity; ATP binding; carbohydrate binding. The coding region runs from base 49 to 2079 and encodes 676 amino acids. The record is from RefSeq and is a predicted model, not a curated record. Gene Ontology annotation, cellular component: plasma membrane. Gene Ontology annotation, biological process: protein phosphorylation. The transcript has 2 exons. Lineage: Eukaryota; Viridiplantae; Streptophyta; Magnoliopsida; Poales; Poaceae.